Vespa crabro (European hornet) is the source of this 12632-nucleotide messenger RNA. It is a transcript of the gene larp, whose product is annotated as la-related protein 1. Gene Ontology annotation, cellular component: cytoplasmic stress granule; cytosol. Gene Ontology annotation, biological process: mRNA stabilization; positive regulation of translation. The record is from RefSeq and is a predicted model, not a curated record. Gene Ontology annotation, molecular function: RNA cap binding. NCBI's taxonomy places the organism in Eukaryota, Metazoa, Arthropoda, Insecta, Hymenoptera, Vespidae. The transcript is spliced from 17 exons. The coding region runs from base 1519 to 5739 and encodes 1406 amino acids.
UAAGAACGAACAGGAAGUCCGUCGAGCGGCUCGCUUAGAGGCCAGGAGGCAUCGUUGGCCACAUGUGUUUUACGAACUGCUUUCUUGUGAAAAAGGAUUGUCGAAAAUGCGCCGUGUUUACGUAAUACAUGAGAGCGCAACACUACGACAAUGUUGCUAGACAUUACGAAUCAGAGAAGAAAGAAUCUACGGCGACGAUACGACGAAUGAGAAGAAACAUUACACGGUGUACAAGUAUAACCAUAAAAGAAGAUAAAUUCGUUUCGAAGAUAAAACGAGUCUCCCCGGUAUUCUACCACUUUUGCUCUGCUCGUUAUCGUCGUCUCUCGACACAUACGGUACGUACUCGUUUAAUUCGGAAAGGUGUAUUUUCGUUCGUUCAGAGGAAAGUACACGAAGUCAGAAAGAUCGUUUAUCGUCAUCGAGCAAGCAGAACGAGACGAGCAAGGUACGAAAGACCUUACGAAUACGAAAUCUCUCUCUCUCUCCCUCUCCCUCUCUUUUUCUUUGCUUUUCUUUUAUCAUCCCUCAUUUGGAAAAGGACGAGUCAGCAGUGUGCAUUUCGUAGAGAAAAAGAAACAAGCAUCUCCUUGAAUAGAAAAAAAGAAUAUUAUUUGAGACAUAUAGGAGAAUUUUAAAAGGCGCACGUGGUGAAAGGUUAGAGUAGGAAGAAGAAGAAGGAAUAAGAGAGAGAGAGAAAGAGAGAGGGAGGGAGGGAGGGAUUCUCGAAUCGUCUCUCGCGUGGCAUCGUACCGGCGCUGGCAGUACCCAUUUCGUCCGUAGUACUUUCGCCACGAUCACGACAAAAAGUCUAGUAAGAAAGUUCGAGGACGCGCGUGCGCGAGUUCAUACCGGGAAGAAAAGUACGACGCGACAUUACACGAACAUAACAGCGGAUAUACACCAAGGAAGAGAACGACGGCUGCAACCGCGUGGGGGUGUUGGGUGUGUAUUGUCCCUGCGUGCAACAUUUAACAAUCGACGAAUAGAGCUAAACUGAGAGAGUGGGGGGAAGGCAAGCUAGAGCGCGCGGGUGUUCUCAUCGUUCUUAACGAUAUUUCACACACCGGCUGAAUACCACCAUGCGCUCGAAGCACGGCACGAUGGUAACACUAUUUUAUUAAUGACCUGAGUGAUCGGGAAUACGUUCGUGGUUAGGAUUCUCACUCUCUCCUUUUCUCUUUCCUACCGAACAAGAAGAUAAAUCGACGGGUGAGUCAUUCAUGAAACCGGCGAGUACUUGUGUUAUCUUACAUUUCUUCCCCGUUGGAAAGUAACUAGUGUUGUUUCGAUAAAUUUUAAACGGAAGUGAGAAACUUCAGAAGAAACGAAAGAAGGAAAAAACCCCGCGUCGCAAGACUGAGAUAGAUAUAGGUAGAUAUAGGUAGAGAUAGAGAGAGAGAGAGGGAGAGAGAGAGAGACAACUACGAAGUAUAUAGAGGAGGUGGGACCACCCCAUUGCUGCUGCUGCUGCUGCUGCUGCCUCGUGUUUUUGUGUCUCCGCGCGUGCGAUUCAAGAUGGCGGCGAAGGUGGUCAGCAGCGGCGCUCAGGGAAGUACCGAGCGAGAGGAGGGCCCCGGGGUAUCCUAUGCAAGCGUAGUCAAUCCCAAAGCUGCCUCGAACGAAACUACUACCAGCAGGGUAGUAUCCUCGAGCAAAGGAAACAAUAAGGAGAAUAUAGGCGGCCAAUUUGCCGCGCGUCAGGCCAAUACGACCGUUAAAGAACGCAUUGUCUCGCAAAAUCUUCCUACCAAGGGUAAAUCGUAUCAAAGAACUGGGAGACGAUUUGCGACAGCCACACAACCGCAGCAACAACAACAACUUAGAGUUGAUAAAUGUCAGAACGAGUUUCAGAUUGGUAUUGAUAUAUCUGAAAAGUCUUCAAUGAAAAAGGAGACCGUACACGGUCAACCGGAUGUUGUAUCUAACACGGUGAUAUCGGAACAAGAAAAAUUAAAUAAUGGGGAUAUUGGAAGCGACGGAGAGUUUCAAACUGUCGCUCCUAAGAGCGCUCGGAGGAAAGAAAAAUUGAGAGAACAACAGAGAGAACACAGGGAACGUCAUAGACAUCGUGAUCAUAGAAAUAGAUUGCGUGGUAUUAGCGACGGUAGUAAAGAGAGAACGAUCAAAGAUAGAGAUCGAACCGAUAGAAAUGGGAUCGAACAUAUUCUCAAUAAUAAGGAAGGUAUUAGAGAAAAAGAGACUCGAGAAGAUAACCAAGUCCAAGCGUCUGCUCCAGUGAAGUACGUGGAGGCUCCCUUACCUGCCGUCAAUCCAUGGAAUAAAACGAAACCUCUUCAAUCUUUCGUUCAACAACCCGUCGCUGCUUCUAGCACGAACACUUCGGUCUCUACGGACAAACCAAGCGUAAAGGAGAAGAGAGUAUUGCAACCGCAGCAACAACGCUUACAAGGUAUAAUAGAAAAUGGACUUCCUACCACUGCCGAGCCAACGAUCGUUAAAGUCUUAAAAGACAGAAGAAAAGUCAACCAAAGGGCCAGCGAUUUUACGGAUAUCGGAGAUUGGCCAACGUUGGGAGCUCAAGAGAAGAAAACACCCGUGACAACUUCGAAACAAAAUGGUGUUACCGAGCAAAAUAAUGCGAAGGAAAGUAAUGGACAUGCGAUUGAAAGUAAAGGAAAGGAAAACAAGGAUAAUCAAUGUCAGGAUGACAGCGAUGAACACACGGACAGUAGCGAGAAAAGAAAGAAAGUGAACAAACAAAAGUGGGUUCCAUUUGAUAUAGAUAUAACAAAAAAUAGAGGCAAGAGAGAACGCUCGCCAAAAUAUCAACACCAAAGAGAAAAAAAUAACGAAGAUGGAGAAACCUGCCGAGAUAGAGAAUACGAUAGACCAGGAUACAAUUUUAGGGGUGGUCGAGGUGGGCGAAACUUUAGGGGUAGAGGACGUGGUGGGCGUGGUGGCAUGUCUCGUGGUAACUUUAGACAUAGACAUGAUCACGAUUAUUCCAAUUAUACCGCAGAAUAUGCUCAGAUGCAAAAAUUUGGUCCACUCGAUCCAGCGUACAUGAUGCCAUACAUGGGAACUUUUUAUUUUAGCAGUGCUAGUUUCAUUAACAUGGAUACAACGACUCUGAAAGAAUGCAUAAGAAAGCAAAUAGAGUAUUACUUCAGUGAAGAGAACCUAUUACGUGACUUUUUUUUGAGACGCAAAAUGGAUGCCCAAGGAUUCUUGCCCAUCACAUUGAUCGCAUCUUUUCAUCGCGUACAAACUUUAACGACCGAUGUAUCUGUGGUGAUCGAGGCUAUAACGGAAUCUGACAAAUUGGAGUUGGUUGAUGGAUUUAAGGUCAGAACAAGGAUCGAUCCAUUAAAGUGGCCCAUCCUGGAUGCAGCUGGGAAUCCCGUUUAUUCCGAUUCAUCCAACGCAUCGGUACCCUCUCGAAACGAAGUAAUUCAUCCUUCAUCCGAGGCUGAAUUUUAUCCAGCUGCGAGACCCUUAUCAUCGAUUCCUGUUCCCCCAAUUCCACGAAUCCUCCAAUCCAAUUAUCAAUUACUAUCGACAAUAGGAAGAAUAAGCGAAUCAGAGAGUAUCUCAUCCUCGAUGGGCGAUAGUUUGAAUCCGGAUGUGCCUGAAUUUAUACCCGUAGACUUGACAAGCAAGCUCGCAUUGAGUAAACAAGUAAGUCAACAACGAGAAAAUGGUCUAUCGAGAAAAGAUGAAAUAGUCGAAAUACCAAAUUCCGUUCUUCCUGAACCAUCGAGUAAUGAAUUGUCUCCACUGUCAACCAAUGAAUCGUCGAGUAGCAGCGAGUCGAUAACCUUGAAUGAUAAAACGCACAUAAAGAAUUGUACCCCAGCGAAAGUACAAAUUGACGAUCAAAAACCAUUGGCACCUUCGUCGCCAUCCGAUAACAGUUGGAAAGAGGUAAAAAGGAGAGUGAAACAUUCUCAUAGGGAAAAAUCAGAAGAUAAGGAAAAACCUGGAAUUCAUAAAAACGAGGAACGAGAAGAAUUAGAUUUCCAAUUUGACGAAGAAUUGGAUACACCACCUCCAACUGGACGGCACAAUGCUUUUUCCGAAUGGUCAGAAGACGACGAAGACUAUGAAUUAUCUGAUAGGGACGUUAAUAAGCUUUUAAUAGUUACGCAAAUGACUGUUCCGAAUUCAUCGAGGAUACCUAAACACGAAGGUCAUGAUCGUACUGGUGAUUGGACAACAAGAGUAAAGAUGACACAGGAUCUUGAACAGGCUAUUAAUGAUGGAUUGUAUUAUUACGAAGAAGAUUUGUGGAACAAAGAUGGGCAAAGAUAUGGAUCGUCCUCUUCAAUUAACAAUUACAAAACCGUAAAUGUCAUCAGCCAAGAGGAUUUUGAGAAAAUGGCCCCGAAACCUCCAAGAAAAACCAAUCCCGAAGUUCCUCCACCUCCACCGUCUGCCGUCGAGGACUUGGACAUUUCGCAACAGUCUCCUCCUGUUCAAGUUCCUAACUCGUCAGAAGGUUCGAGUAAGAGGGAAAGAAAGAAUGAAAAAAAUCGUUGGAACGACAAAGCGAAAAAUAGUAGAAGCGGAAGACGUGCAACUGUUCCAAGAUUCUUUGCAGUGGUUAAGGAUGAGCCAUCGGUUGAUCCUCGAACGCCGCGAAAACGAAAGACUCGUCACAGUAAUAAUCCUCCUGUAGAACAUCACGUUGGUUGGAUAAUGGAUGUUCGGGAACACCGUCCACGUACUUAUUCUACAGGAAGCAGCGCUGGAACGAGCCCCAGUGAAAGUUAUCUGGCAAGUAGUUACGGAAGCGCGCCUCAAUCUUUACCGAUAUUCCAGCAUCCCAGUCAUGCCUUGUUGAAAGAAAAUGGAUUCACUCAACAAGUCUAUCACAAAUAUCAUUCGCGUUGUUUGAAAGAACGCAAAAGAUUAGGUAUCGGUCAAUCCCAAGAAAUGAAUACGCUCUUCCGCUUCUGGUCGUUCUUCUUGCGAGAAAACUUCAAUCGUACGAUGUACGAAGAAUUUCGAAAUCUAGCCAAAGAAGAUGCCUUAGAGGGCUACCGUUACGGACUGGAAUGUUUAUUUAGAUUUUAUAGUUACGGUCUAGAGAGAAAAUUCAGACCCCUAUUGUACAAAGACUUCCAAAUUGAAACUAUAUAUGAUUAUGAAAGUGGACAAUUAUAUGGAUUGGAGAAAUUCUGGGCCUUUUUGAAAUACUACAAAAACUCUGACGAGCUUCACAUUGAUUCACAAUUACAAGAAUAUUUAUCCAAAUUCAAGAGUAUCGAAGACUUUAGGGUCGUAGAGCCCCAGAUUAACGAAAUGCUCCAAGGAUUCGCCACAAAUGCUCGAGCACAGGCAGCGAAAAGACGUAACAGAAGUCUUUCCGAAAGUGGCAGUGGUAGUGGUACAGAUGGUUCUCCAAUAAGUAGAGUUCGACGGCUCUCGGGUGGUUCCAGUACGGUCACUUUACCAACAUCCAAUUCCGACGGUCCUAACAACCAAAAAACACGCGUAGACACCGUCAAUAUAUCACAUUUUCGUAGUAGGGCGGGUUCUUUCGGUUCCGGAAGAUUGGGACAUCCAAGACGAAAGAACGAUCCAGCUUCGUCAAGUAGUCAACGUGAUCUCAGUAAACAACAACCAAGAAGUAGACAAAAUUCGUGUUCGCUCGCAAAGUCUUACGAGACGUGUAAGGCUCAAGGCACUGCCAGACAUCAAACUAGUAACAAAAAUGAACAGAAGUCUUUAACAAGUAAGGCAGAAGGGAGUUUGUCGAUAUAUCAAAAGUGAUUUGCUCGUUCGUAUCACCUACGAACUAUCAUUUUCGUGCGGAAACAUUGAAGAAGAGACAAGAUGAGAAAAAGUCUAUCGUUUAAGACGGACUCGUGUAAAUUCAUGACCUUAACAAGGAUCAGCGAGCGAGAGAGAGAGAAGGAGAGAGACAAUGGUGUUCUUAAAAGAAAUCGUGCAAGGGAGUAAACGUGAAAAAAGUAUCGUCGUUGAAAGAUCGAUUGUGUCGUCGUUGGGACGAUGACGGUAUGUUUAAGCCUUAAACCGGUAUUUCAAAGCUCCUCGCAGCAAUACAUCCUGUUCUGAAAAUUGUGCGAAUUAUAAGGUAUGUCGUUAGUCGUGAAAAUGUUUUAGAAUUUUAUUUAAGAUGAUAAUUUAACUCAUUUUUCAAUCCUUGCUUAGAGUGCCGUAGCUGUUAUCGCGUGACAAAUUUUUCCUCGAUUCCACUAAUUUUUUAGGGGAACUAAAAAAAAAGUUUGUUAGAGGAACUGUAAGAACGAUUGAAAAAGUCGAUUGGUAAGAAAGCCAAUCAUAACCAUUUCUGUGAAAGAUCCAAAUCCUUAUUUUUUAUUCCUUUGCGUGCAUAAUAAUUAUUUACCUCUGGUGAAUGAGUAGUUAAAAUUUCAUUUUAAAUCGAUCUUUUACGGACGGAUUAGCACGUUAAAAAUUAAAAAAAUCAAAUUUAUUAGCAAGCAGUGAUGAUAAAGAGAAUCAUUUUGAAGCAACAGAAGGAAGAAAGAAAAGAAUAAGGAAAAUAAUAAAGAAAUAAAAGAAAUCAAUAGAGUUUUUCGCUAGUGUAUGAUCUCGUAUAUCGGACAUAUACGAUUUCGUAAGGUCUAAGCUUAUUAAAGGUUCGUGCGGCUUAAGAUUCAAUGAUAAUGUGGCAUAUAUCGAUUAGAUAAUUAAAUGAAUAUCGACGAGACGAUAAUUACAUAAAUAUCGUCUGUCAUUAAUAAUUAGCGCUGACAAUAUUUCAUGCAAUCAAUUAUAUUUGUUAUUUAUUCAUCAAUUGGAUUAAUGAUUAACACAAUUCAAGUUCUGAUUAUAGUAAAAUUAAUGUAUCUCCCCCUAUAUAUUUAUGUUGUUGUAUCGUGUUACCAUAUAACAAUUAAUUAAAACGAUAAAUGGAAUUCUCACAUAGACGUUUAUCGUUUUUUAAUGUUGACAUGGCGAAAGAAACAUUCUUACAAAGAUGAGAACUUUAAUUGUACAUUGUUAAGCCAACUUAAUAUUUGAAUAACAAAUUUAAUCGUUGAUCGAAUAAAGUAUUAACAACGGGCUGAUAAAUAUAAACGAAUGUUGCACUUUCGGUGAAACUUUCGCUUGUACAUAUUUAUCGAAUAUAUGCCAUUUGGGAAAUCACUCGAUUAAACAAAUAAAGAUGAGGACGAAGAAAAAGAGAAGAGCCCGCAGAAGAGAUUCAUGAAUGUUUCAUCGAAAUUGUGACGCUCGAGCAUCAUAUACGGUGGUAGUAUCUGUAUAUUUAAGGACGGUUAUACUAUUAUCGCUAUUAUUAUUGCUGCUAGUGCUACUAUUACUACUGUCAUUAUUAGUAAUAAUAUUACUACUGCUGUUAUUGCUACUAUUAGUAUCGUUGCUGCAGACAGUACUAUUACAGUAACGGGGUCAAUGUGAAAACGAAUGAAAUAUGCUAGAACUAAGCUGCUUAAUCAUUACAAAUACAGCUGGAGAAAGAUGUAUCGAGGGGUUAGAAUAAUAUUAUCAUUCUUCUUCUUCUUAUUAUUAUUAUUAAUAUUAUUAUUAUUAUUAUUAUUAUUAUUAUUAUUAUUAUUAUUAUUAUUAUUAUUAUUAUUAUUAUUAUUAUUAUUAUUAUUAUUAUUAUUAUGAUAACUGAUAUUCUAUAACGAAAUUAGGACAAAUAAUUAGAUUUUAUAUGUGAGUUUGAUUUACUGUAUUUAAUUUAUAGUGCAUAUUGGAAAAAAUUUCGGUUCUUACGUGAUAUCGCUUAUGAUGAAGAAUAUGUAAUGAUUAUUAUUGUCGUUAAAUGAAAAAGGAAAGAGAGAGGGAGAAAAAGUUGCAAAGAUUCGAGUAAAAAUAGCACGUUUUUGAUCGAGGCAGCAUGAAAUAAGGAGAAGGGAAAAGUUGUAGGUUUUCAAUUAAAAUCCCUUUUUUUUCCCUCAAGUAAGCACUAAAAAUGCAUAUCCCAGGAGAAGUUUCCUAUUUAUAUACGAUUUUUUUUUCUUUUCUAUUUUUUUUUUUUUUCUUUUUUUUUUUGUCCUACGAAUUCGCGUGUACAGCGUGAUGUAAAUACAAUUGCUAGAAAAAGUUUUAUAUAUAUAUAUAUAUAUAUAUAUAUAUAUAUAUAUAAAAUAUAUAUAUAUAAUAUUAUAUAUAUUAUGUAUAUAUUAUUAUAUAUAUUAUAAUAAUAUAUAUAUAUAUAUAGUUACAGAAAAAGCAAGUAGAAAAGAAAUGAUAUUUAAAUUUGCCAAAUACACAGAAUUUCUUCCUAUAGGUACUAAGAAAACUGUUAUUCUAAACUGCGUCGAACGAACAUGCUAUAGAAGUGUGCCGAAUUUCGUGCAAUAGAGCCUACAAUAUCUAAUUUUUUUCUGGUUUCACCGAAACAUCUCUUGUUCUUUCAUCUUUGUCGUUGAACAAGUUUUUUAGUUGUGUCAAGAGAAGAAAUAUUCUUUUUGUCGUUCACACGAGACACGUACAAAAGUACUUUGUUAUAAUAAAGAGCUUACCAUUAUUCUAACCGGAUUAGAUAGGAAAAAUAUAUAAAGUAAUAACGACUGUUCGCCUCUUCUCAUAAUAUUUUUUUUUUAUUUAUAGAGAGAGAGAGAGAGAGAGAGAGAGAGAGAGAGAGAGAGAGAGAGAGAGAGAGAGAGAGAGAGAGGGAGGUUUCGCCGUCUAAACGAUCUACAUGAAUCACUGCCGACAAAAGAAAUAUCGUUAAACAGUCAGGACGGUAAAUUAGAUAACGCGCUUCGCGUGAACUCGUUCGAACGCUUCGUAUUUUAAAGAGAAGAUGAGAUAGAAAAAAAACGUUCCUCAGGUAACGAAAUAACUGUUUUUUGCAAGAAAAUCAUAAAGCUAUGAUAUUACAUACCUUCAAUGCCGUGAUGGAUUUCGUGUUCAUCAUUAAAAGCAUCUACUUGUUAUUUAUUUCGUGCCGUUCAAUAAAAGUGAUACGAUAGAUUUGUAUAUACGCGUAUACGUGUACAGGGUGAGUCAUCUUUAAUUUGGAUAAUGCCUUGAGAAUAAUGAUUUCGUCAUUUAGAAAAAUUAAUAAAACGGAUAUUUAAAGGUAUCAAGGUAUUUAAAAAUGUCGGAUGAUUCGCUUUGUAUAACGUGAAAAAUGCUCUUGUAAAUAUCAUGUUGUACGAUUGUACUCAGAAAGAGAUAAAAUAACGAAACCGAUUUAUAUUGUAGAUCUUUUUUUCUUUUUUCAUUUUUUAGAGAGAGAAAAUUACAGAAUGCAAUAGAAAUGAAAUUUGUAAUAAUUAACAAACGCUUCUUUUCGAUAGACUUUCUUUAACGGCUCUUUUUUAAUCUUCCGAUAAGAUAAAAUGAAAAAUAUUUUAGUUACCUAUGUUUUAUGCAUUUUACCAUAAUUCAUAUGUAAAAGUACAUACUUAAACUAAAUCUAUACAUACAUACAUAUAUAUAUAUAUACAUAUAUAUGUGUAUAUAUAUGUAUAUAUAUACAUAUAUAUAUAUAUAUAUUAUGUAUGUAUGUAUGUAUGUAUGUAUGUAGGUAUAUAAAAUGGCAGAUAAAAGAAACGAUACACUAUGUAUGCUGCAAAAAUUCGUUUAUUGUGUAAACAUGCCCUUCUUAUUCUCAUUGAAACGCACUAGUCACACGUACCGCAUACAUUAUAACCGGUAUAAUAAGAACUGUCGAAAAUAUUACAUCGUAUAUGUAUAAGAAAAAAGAGGUGCAUUUAUUAAAUACUACUUAUAACACGAUUAAAAUUAAUUUCUUCGAAACGCUUGCUACAUUUUGACGGAAAAAAAAGGAAAGCAUUUAGGCAUCUCUUAUAUUUUUGUAUCUCAAAUACACGUAAUCCUUUUGCGAUAAUAAAAUUAAUAGAUUUUCGGUAGCACUUUGCAAAUUGACAAGAGUUGAGAAGGGAAAAAUUAAAUUCGGUAAUAAUUUUUCUUUUUCCAUUUCAAUUUUCUUCCAACAAAUUAACCUCGCAUAAGGACGAACUUAAGCAAAUUUCUAAAAAAAAAAACUAUUCUUCGGUCUACAGUCGACGUUUUACUUAAAAAUUAUGAAUAUAUGUAAAAUCGAAAAUAUAACCGAUGAGUCACAUCUACGGAUGAAGAAUUAAACGUGAACUAGCACAAACUAAUAAUUACACACUUAAUAUCCAGGAAUAAAAAGAAUGAAAAAGGAAUGAAUGGCUCAUAAUGUACAUAUUUCUUUCAUAAUCUUUGGUUGCCAUUUCAUAAGCGGCGAUAUUUGAUUUUAUUUUUAAACGAAUUAAAUAAUAACUUAACACGGGCGCGCUAUACUAUUACGAUGACAACGUUCUAUAAAUGUAAGAUUUUAGAAUUAGAUUCAUUGAUUAAGUUUAGAAAUCGAUCAGGAAAUGAGCCAAUAAACUUUAUGGCGUCCUUCGAGAUAUAACAUACCCCUAUAUGUUAUAUCCACGAUAAAAUAUAAUGUUGUAGAUAUAAUGAGAAAUAUUUUCCCACGAAAUGCGGGAGCCUAUCAUAAUAUAAAAAAUAGAUCUUUUGCAUUGGAUUAUUUUCAAAUGGUGCACGAUCGUCUUCUUCCCUGAUAUAAAAAAAAAAUAGAAAAAAGGUAAUUUUGUAACACAUAGUACAUUUGUAAAUAGCCACAUAUUUCCGUAAAGACAUGCACACACAUAUACACACACACACACACACGCGAACAAUCGCAAUUUGUGCUACAAAAAACCGAAGAAGAAGAAGUGUAUAAUAAAUAUAGAAAAAUAUUAAGAUAUAGAGACUACAACAUAGAUAGACUUACGUACAGGACGCAAAAGAUCAUAUGCACGGACUCGUACGUAUACAUCGUUACUUAGUUUUGCUGCUAAUAAUUCUUAAUUUUAUACUUAAGGCUUGCAUUAUUAUAUAAAAAAAAAAGGAUGAGGUUAACGGUUAAUAAAAACAAAAAAAAAAAUAAAAAAAUGUGUAAGAAAUCCGUGCGCGCAUAUAUAUAUAUACACAUAUAUAAAAGCAGCUGCUAAAAAGAAAUGAUUAUAUAUACAGGCAACCCCUCUUAUAAUACGGUUAAUUUGUACCGUUGCCUGUACAUAUACAAUGCAUAAAUAUUAUACACAAAUAUACACACAUUAUAUAGAGAACUUAUACGGUCUCAGUGUGUAAAGUUAAUUUCGCGGUGAUGCCACUCUCCGAGCGAAAAUUACGACGACCUCUACUUGUUUAUUUAACUUGUACGAAAAGCGAAGGGAAGGAGAAAAAUAAGAGCAAAGUCACGAAUCUCCGGCAAAACGUUUGAAUCAACUGCCUUGAGUUUGUACAGAUACUGUCCCCCUCUUUCCCCCUAGCCCUACAUUGACUUUUCUCCUCUCUGCUCUGAUUAUUACGUAUUUUCUAUUGUUGUAUAUAUCGUAUUUUUCUUCAUCGAUUCUUUGCUUUCAUCUAUUAGUAUGUUUGUAUAUAAGUAGUAUGUUUGUAUGUAGUAAAUAAUUCUUUUUUUCUUUUUUUUUUUUAUUUUUUCUAAUUUCAUUCAUAUUAAUUCUACGUGUAUGUAUCGAUUAGAAUUUCGUUAAAUAUAAAUAUUUGAUUUUUUCGUCGAGUUAUCAUCGAAGGAAAAAGAAAAAAUAAACGGUAAAGCUCUCGACUCACAGAAUUAAUGUUAUCCUCGAUCCUUCGUAAAAUCGUGCGGAAAUAAACGGAAAUAAAUCGUGGACAGCUCGUGGUUGUGAGAACUUUGUUAAUAUUCAAUGGGAACAGAGUAGUUCGCAUGAACGUAUGUCGCGCAGUAUUCCGAGAACGGAAACGAUUCACUGUCCGGUAAAGAGAAAGAAGAAGAUAAAGAAAACUUGCAGAUUAAGCUUAAUUCUAAAUAAAGAAAAGGAAGGAAAAGAAAAAGUAAUAAUUAUAAAUAAAAUAAAACUCGCAGCAGGUUUUCGUUCGUGCAAUUGUGCCUUCAAUCGAGAUUUUACUUGCGAAUACUCAUGAAUACGUCGUACCAUCUUCCACGUUUCAAUUUUGUGUAUCGAAAAUGCGGGAAGAAUAUUAAAAAAUAUACUUAGUGCAGCUUGCGUGAGAGAGAAAGAAAAGGUCGAGAAAAAAAUGAGAAAAAAACGAAGGCUAGGAUUUAAGCAAGCGAGAAAAGUCUUCGCAACGAGCUAAGAAAGAAAAGGAAAAUCAUAGACGGACGGAGAAAAGAGUGCUAGUUAGUUAAAUAUAUAGAAAAUUGUUAGAAAAAGAGAGAGAGAGAAAAAAGAAACACUUUCGACUUUUAUGUUUGGCGAAAUUUUUAAAUAUUUUUUCAAAUGUAGGUACAACAUAACCCGUAUACAAUGAUUAACAAUAACAGACCGUAGACGUACGUAUUUGUUAUUACGAGAUAUGACUUGAAUUGCGAUCCUUCGUUUCACGAUAAUUAAUAGUCAUGUCAGCCAUGUAUAUAGAUAUAUAGUUAUACAAUAAACAUACUUAACGAUAAGACUUAGAUGCUGAGUUAAAUUAAAUUAAGCUAGAAAAUGCAGUUUAAACGAUAAUAAUAAUAAUAACAGUUAUAGGUUGAUCGAACGAUGCGCGCGCGCGUGCGGGUGUGUAUGUAUCUGUGUGCGCGUAUGUGUGUAUGUGUGCGUUUAAAUCUACUGAUAAUACGUGACGUAUGAAUGAAUUUUGAAUCUUGUACGCGUAGCUGGAAGUUGUAACGUUUGUGAAUAUAUAAAUAAUAAAAAAGUCAAAAAAACCGA